Messenger RNA from Tarenaya hassleriana, 1348 nucleotides. Its product is annotated as high mobility group B protein 9. The transcript is spliced from 6 exons. Gene Ontology annotation, molecular function: DNA binding. The record is from RefSeq and is a predicted model, not a curated record. The coding region runs from base 115 to 1161 and encodes 348 amino acids. NCBI's taxonomy places the organism in Eukaryota, Viridiplantae, Streptophyta, Magnoliopsida, Brassicales, Cleomaceae.
UCUUCUUUCCUUAAACCAUAACCAAAAGAGGGAGAGAAGGAACAAAACAAAAUCCAAACAAAAGAACAAACACGGCAACAGGAAGAAAAUUUGCAGUCUCUCCGACCCAGAACGAUGUCUUCGCGAAACGAAGCGACGUCGUUUUCUCCGGCGGCCGUCGAAACAACGCCGUCACCGUCACCUUCGCCGUUACCGUCGCCGUCACCGUCACCGGCGACGAAGAGAGCAGAGUAUCCAGAACCGCUCGCCUCCCACGACGACGCUGUGAAGGACCUCACUCUGUUUUGGGACACCCUCCGGCGAUUCCACUUCAUUAUGGGCACAAAAUUCAUGAUUCCUGUAAUUGGAGGAAAAGAAUUGGACUUGCAUGUAUUGUACGUGGAGGUCACAAGGAGGGGAGGUUACGAAAAGGUAGUCGCAGAGAAGAAAUGGAGGGAAGUCGGUGGAGUGUUUAGAUUCUCUCCGACCACAACGAGUGCUUCUUUUGUCCUGAGAAAACACUACCUUAAUCUCCUCUUCCAUUACGAACAACUUCACUUCUUUAGGGUCCGUGGCCCUCUUCUCAUUCCCACCGCUACGUUUAAUGCCAAGGAGUCUACAAGCAAAGAAUUGGCUCUAGUGGAAUAUGCUCCUCCGAGGAAUAGAGAUAAUUCCAAGCCACUUUGUCAAGGUUCGUCGUGUUUUACAGCCACGGGAACGAUAGAAGGAAAAUUUGACUGUGGUUAUUUGGUAAAAGUGAAAUUGGGCUCUGAGAUUCUAAACGGAGUGCUUUUCCACCCUGCCCGGUCCGGUCCGCCAUCUCCGGUUAACGAGUUAACCGGCACAGUUGUACCGUACGGAACUUCAAGAAGAAGACGGCGAUUUGGAAAGAGACGUAGAAGCAGGCGAAGAGAAGACCCGAAUUACCCGAAACCGAACCGAAGUGGCUACAAUUUCUUCUUUGCCGAGAAACAUUGCAAGCUCAAGUCGAUGUAUCCGAACAAAGAACGAGAAUUCACGAAAAUUAUCGGUGAAUCGUGGAGCAAUCUCUCCCCCGAAGAACGAAUGGUUUAUCAGAACAUUGGGCUAAAGGACAAGGAGAGGUAUCAAAGGGAGUUGAACGAGUACAGGGAGAGGUUAAGGCAUGGAAGUGAUGACGGGACGAACAGGACGGAGUGUUAGGGCAUUAACGCAAAACGACAGGAUUGGUGCGGGCUAAAUUUGAGUAGCGAGGUCGUUUGUCUUGUCGAGGAGCGAACGCCUUGACGUUUUUGCUUUGACGGGUUGAUAACUAUGUACGAUCUUCUCGGCCCAAUGCAGGCCCAUUUUGUGGAUUGACAAGCAAGAUCCUAUGUUCAUAUAAUCUAAA